Microplitis mediator is the source of this 1235-nucleotide messenger RNA. Its product is annotated as prion-like-(Q/N-rich) domain-bearing protein 25. The coding region runs from base 372 to 1112 and encodes 246 amino acids. NCBI's taxonomy places the organism in Eukaryota, Metazoa, Arthropoda, Insecta, Hymenoptera, Braconidae. The record is from RefSeq and is a predicted model, not a curated record. The transcript has 5 exons.
UUGUAACCACUGAAAAAAUCAGUAACAUUUUUACUGAUUUAACUUAAGAGAGUAAGGACGUUCUAAAAAAUUCAAAUUUUUUUAUUAUGAGCAUUUAAAACUUGUGAUUCAAUAAAUUAAAAAAAAAUCAAAACUUACUUGCUUAGUAAAUAUUUUUCUUUAUAUAUGUUGCAAAUAAAAUUGAACUUAUUUAUCACUUAUAAACAAUAACACAAACUCAUAAUUAACCUCAAACUUCAGUUUUCAAUGUACGCUUGGAGUAAUGUUAGCAGAUAAGGUAGUUUUAAGUUUAGAAUCCAAGCUUAGAACAAAUCUUAUCAUACGCGUGGAAAAAGAGCUAACAGCAAGGUAUAUUUGAAGCAUAUUUAGGUAUGCCUUGCCAGAAAGAUCAAGACUGUGAAGAGAUAAGAAAUGCAAAAUGUUCAGAAGACAAAGAAUGUGUUUGUGAUCUAAACACUAUUAAAUUAAACCAAUCAAUGUGUGUAUCACUGAUAAAUGGACGCUGUGAAAACGAUCAAGAAUGUGCACCAGAACAUUCGAUUUGUAUGAAUAAUGAGUGCCAAUGUAAGCUGGACUACGUAUCAAUUAAUAAAAAACAAUGUGAGCAAGUGACUUUGGGAAAGCCAUGUGAAAAGAGUUUGGACUGUAGAGACGUAUGGCACGAAAUGUGCUCUGAAGACAAACGAUGUGCUUGUAAGCCGAAUAGUAUGACAUUAAACAAAUCAUCAUGUGUACCAAUUAUCGGUGGUUUUUGUUUCGAAGAUGAACAAUGUCAAGUUGAUAACUCUUACUGUCCAGCUUAUAAUUGUAAAUGUAGACCUAACUACAUAGAAAUAUCCAAAAAUCAAUGUGUAUUAGAUUAUUCGUUAAUACCCUGUCAAAACGAUGAAGACUGCGGAGAUAUAAAACAUCGAGAAUGUUCAAUACAUAAUCAAUGUGUUUGUAAGCCAAAUACAGUCUCUUUAUAUAACUCAAAAUGUGUACCAAUCAUCGGAGGAUUUUGUAGUAAUAAUGAAGAAUGUUCCGUCAAUAAUUCUAUUUGUAUUGGCAAUCGAUGUCAAUGCAAGCUUAAUUAUUAUUUCUUAUCCAACUAUUUAUGCGUUCAAAUGUAACAUCAAUUCUUUAUGUGACUACUAUGUAAUUCGCGUUACCAAAUUUUAGAGUAUUGGAAAAGAUCGAAUAAUAAAGAAUAACAAUGAAUAGUUCAUUUAUCAAGGCAUUAAUUUUUUGGAAGC